UGCAGUCAGACAUGUCAUACGCUUCGCUGUUGCAGUAGUCGAAUGGCUCGUUGCCUACCGUGUAGUAGAGGCUUUCUAUGUGUUCGACAUGUCUUGGUAUUGGUACUGUUAGUAUUUGGUUGGUACACUGCUGAUUAGUUACAAAAAGUAACACUGCAGAAAUAUUGUUCGUAAUCUCUUUUUUGACAACGUAUUAUGAAAAGGUUUCACAAAAAAAACCUAAUUCACUUUAGGAUAACAUCAGUUAUUUUUAUUUAUAACUACAAUAUACUUUAAGUAAAAUAGGCUCAAAAUGUGUCAACAUUGAAGACCUCGAACAGUGAUACCAUAAUCAACACUUGGCGCUUUCAUUCAUCUUCAAAUCAAAAUUACUUUAUAUCAAUAUGGCGGAUAAAUCGGAAAGGUCGCAAGAUGCUAAUAAUCAGUCGAGGUCGCAAGUCAAAGUCAAGGAUGAGCCGAUGGACUUGGACUUGCCGGAGGAGGACGACGUGCCGCCAGCGUUUGGGCCUGCAGCACUCGGCCUUCACAGAGUGGGAACAAAGUUACCGCCAAAACCAGCGCCCAGCGAACCAGUGCAAAAACUCAAUGCAAGAGGAAUGCCUGCACGCAUCAGAAAAAAAAAUAGAUUUAUCUUUGUUGACGAUUUUGUGAAUACCUCUCCUCCCAGGCAGUCACCAAAGCGAAUUCCAAAGAUAUUGUCUAAAACACCUAACAAACAAUCAAGUGUUAAAAAACAGAAAUCCCCUUCAAAAGUGCAAAGAAACCAUGACAAGCAUGAUGAUAAAAUAGAGACUGUGAACAGUCAGUCACCAGACCGCAAAUCGGGGCAACGGAUUGGCAUGAGACUUAGAAACCUUCUUAAACUCCCUAAAGCCCACAAGUGGGUAUGUUUUGAGUACUUUUACAGCAACAUUGACAAAGCUUUGUUUGAUGGUGAGAAUGAUUUCAUGAUCUGUCUCAAAGAAUCGUUUCCCCAGUUGGCCAAUCAUAAGCUCACUCAGGUUCAGUGGGCUAAAAUCAGAAGAAUGAUGGGCAAACCUCGCCGAUGUUCCCAAGCAUUUUUUGCUGAAGAACGUAAGGAAUUAGAAAGGAAGAGGAAAUUAAUAAGGUAUAUUCAACAGAGGAAAAGUGCUGAUAUAUGUAUCAAAGAUUUGCCCAAUGAAAUUCCCAUGCAAUUAGUAGUGGGAACUAAAGUAACAGCACGGCUGCGCAAACCUCAGGAUGGACUUUUUACUGGAUGCAUAGAUGCUGUUGACACCUCUAACAACACAUAUAGGAUAACAUUUGAGAGACCAAAGUUGGGCACUCAUUCUGUUCCCGACUAUGAAGUUUUGUCCAAUGAGCCACCUGACACAAUAUGUCUGUCCAGUAUAACACAGAAGUUUAGACCAAGAUAUGUUAUGCAAGAAAUAAUCAAUUUGUACAAUCCUUCAGUACAAAAUAACAACACGCAAGGAGAUCCUAUGAUUGGUUGCUCAGAUAUAACAAAACAGUUGGACACUAUUGGGAGCUAUCCAUUCCCACUCCUGGAACUAAUUGUAAAAUUGACUAAAGUUUUGCAGGCAAAAAAGGCAAAAAUUAACAGAUUAAAGGAAUAUAACUGCGAAGCAGAGAAGAGAAAAUCAUUUGGACAAAAGAUGCCUGAAGAUUUUGAAAGGAAAUAUGCUGCAGUUGUUAUCGAUUUAGAAAGAAUGAACAUGGAUUUGCAAGAAUAUAUAAAUGAAGUGCAGACAUAUUGCCAACAGAUUGCUCCAGGACCGAGCCUAGCUGCGAUGCUGGCACCCUCACAUUUGCGGGAGAAAUGCAGGGAGGAGGCUGCAAUAUUAGUAGAGAAAAACCAUAAUGGAUCAGUCAAGGAUGCCACAUUGAUUGACCUUGUAACUGACCUCACUGCUUUGAUGUUGCAAGUCAAAAGUUUAUCUGAUUCUGAUCAAAAUGCUUAUGAAUUGUGUGUGCUGCAAGGAACCAUGGACCAGAUAAAAAUGAAACUCGAGCCACAACAUCAAAGGCAAUUCCAAAAUAAUGUAGAAAUACACAUGCAAAGGAUUCAGAUGGGAUUAGGGCAAGUGGCAUCUAACAGUUAUGUUAUUGGAUAAUUCCACUGUUUGCUUAAAAUACAUAUCGUCAGCAAUUUCAAAUACUUCUCUAUAUGUCAAAAAUAGUAACUGAAAACUGAACAAAGUAUUUCUAUAUAUUUAUCUUAUUUUAAUCAAAAAAUAUUAAGUCACUUUCUUGGAAGCCAACCUUACAUUAUUUAUUAAUUUAGAGUCUGACUAAGCAAUGACAAAGUGUGUCAUCAUUAAUGUCAAAUUCCGAUCAUGUUUAUGAUGACACUCCCUCACUUUCUUCUAUUAAAGUUGGUGCAGUUAGCUUAGACGGACUCCAAAGAAACCUCAGAGAUGGCGCAUUCACCUUUUCAUACAAUUGAAGUUAUGCUGUCAUUUUAUAAUGACAUGCUGGAAUAACAUGAAAAUUGAAGUUACAUAUAUCUAUCCCUGAAAUUAGUAUUCAUUGUUUUUUGUAUGUAUAUAUAUUCUACUCAUUCUAUUUUCUUUGUACAGUCAGCGUCAAAUACUUUGUAGCAACCAAAGUAGCCAAAUAGUUCGGUACACCAUAUAUUUAGUAUGGUGUACCGAACUAUUUGGCCACUUUGACUGCUACAAAGUAUUUGACGCUGACUGUAUUACAAUUUCUAGUUAUAUGUUACUUCCAUGGUCAUGGCAAGUUUCAAGCUAUUUUAGCAUGUAAUAUUAAAAUGAGGGUGCGAAUACGUUUGUAUGGCGGCAGCUCUGUACUCCAAAAGAACAACCAUUUUAAACUGUUUUUAUGUCAACAAACUUCCCAAGAUUUUGAUGUGCUAUGUAUGAAAUGAACUUAACUGGUUAGUUUAUAUGCAAAAUUUUAUAUUUUAUUGAAUAAGAGUAGCUUAUGUAAAAUGAAUAAAUAUUGUUUGCCAAUGUUGAUCAUUGUUGAUAACUCUGCCAUGGCCUUAUUUUGGUGUCAGUCAAUAAUAUGCUAUUUUUAAAUUUGUGAUUUAUUUUAAUCUAUAACAUACUUAUUACAAUGUGUAUAAUCAUUUAUACCUUGUUUUGUAACUCUGACUCAUAUCUGUAUGUUUAUGCGCUAUAAAUGUAUUAUAAAAGAAAAUGUAUAUAAAAUAUAAUAAAAAAGCAAUUAACUACA
Messenger RNA from Cydia pomonella (codling moth), 3183 nucleotides. RefSeq names its product protein lin-9 homolog (gene Aly). The transcript has 2 exons. Bases 384 to 2096 code for a protein of 570 amino acids. NCBI's taxonomy places the organism in Eukaryota, Metazoa, Arthropoda, Insecta, Lepidoptera, Tortricidae. The record is from RefSeq and is a predicted model, not a curated record. Gene Ontology annotation, cellular component: nucleoplasm; transcription repressor complex. Gene Ontology annotation, molecular function: DNA binding. Gene Ontology annotation, biological process: DNA-templated transcription; regulation of cell cycle; regulation of transcription by RNA polymerase II.